CUCAGGCUACAUGGUUCCGCGUCAAACUCACGUUUCAGGGGACGUACCCGGACGAAAACCGUGGGAUGACCAGUCUCUUGUGAAAAAGAUUUACAAUCGCCUCAAAGAUGAUGGGCUGCCAGUGUGGAUGGACAUCGAGGGAGGGGUGACAGGGAACAUCAACGAUGCGAUGGCUGCAGGUGUGGAGGAGGCCGCGGUGAUUUGUCCAUUUAUGACCCCGGCUUACCAGGCGUCCCGCAGCUGCAAGAAGGAGCUCAACUAUGCAGACACCAGGGAGGUCAUCAUCGUGCCAGUCAUGCUGGCCACGAACUGGGAGGCCACCGAGUGGCUGGGACUGAUCACUGCAGGCCUGCUGUGGGUGGACUUUAGAAAUGCAGAAACGGAUGAGGAGCGCCUUGAGAUGUGUCUCAGAUGUCUGGAGGAGGAGAUAAUGUUUAAUGCUGGUCACCUCCUGGCAGGGGAGGAACCUCCCAGAGGGGUGGUGGAUGGGCCAGAUCCACCACAACCCCGACUGAAAAAGAAACCCGCCCGAGGCUUUCGCCACGCCCUCUCAAAGCUCUACAUUCACGACUCAGGCGAGCCGAUAAUCCACCCAACCAGUGACAGCAGAAACACAGUGGAGCUCACUGGGACGCCUGGAGAUCACCGUUACUGGGAGGAGGUUAAGGGUAACGGCUGUAAAUACUACAGGAAUGUUGUCACUGACAGGUACCUCGGGUUUGACCCCAGCGGGAACCAGGUCCACUCUGAGGCCAGUCCCUCUGUGUCUGAGGAGUGGCUGCUUUUGGUGGACCAGACAGACCAGAGCCAUCAGAGAGCCGUCAUCAUCAAGAACAAACACUCAGGGAGGUUCCUGGCAGUCCAAAAUGGCCGCUUCACUGGACUAACAUCGUAUGACGAAGACUGCAAAUGGUUUUUAGAAUAA
Messenger RNA from Xiphias gladius (swordfish), 925 nucleotides. RefSeq lists its product as uncharacterized. The record is from RefSeq and is a predicted model, not a curated record. The transcript has 6 exons. The coding region runs from base 11 to 925 and encodes 304 amino acids. Gene Ontology annotation, biological process: signal transduction. NCBI's taxonomy places the organism in Eukaryota, Metazoa, Chordata, Actinopteri, Istiophoriformes, Xiphiidae.